AUGCGGUCGCCCUGGAGGGCCUCGGGGGUGGCCAGGACGUUUAACAAGGACGUCGCCAAGGUGUUUGGCGAACUGAUGGCGCCCAAGCACGAGGAGACCUUCCCCAGGUACCAGACGCCGUUCGUGGACUACCUCAGGGUCAAGUGCAGGGGCGGGCACGGCGGAAGCCCGCUGCCGAACGUCAACCGCUCGCAGAAGCUGGCGGGGCCGGGCUACGGCGGGCACGGCGGGGAUGUCAUCCUCAAGCCGACGCACCUGGUGGAGAGCCUGCUGCACAUCGAGGAGACCAUCAAGGCGAACAACGGAGGAGACGCGGAGGGCACAAGUCGCGGGAAGCACGCCAAGCACACCACGGUCAAUGUGCCGCUCGGGGUCAUAGUCAGGAAGCGCAUCAAAACCAUGGCGGGGUACCGGAGUGUCUUCUGGCACCAGUUCCAGGAGGAACGGCACUCGAUAGUGGUGGCGCGCGGCGGGAAGGGGGGGCUGGGGCCGUCGACGUUCAAGAAGCACGACAACAGGCUGCCGGAGGUGGGGGAGACCACCCACAUCGAACUGGAGCUGAGGCUGAUAAACGACGUGGCGCUCAUCGGGAGGCCGAACGCCGGCAAGACCAGCCUCGUAAGCGCGCUGACGUCCUACAUGACCAGAAUCGGGCCCGAGGAGGGCUCCACCACCAGGCCGCACGUGGCGGUGCUGAGGUUCGUCGACGGGCUCGACGUCAGGCUGAUGGACCUGCCGCCAUUCUCAGCGGAAAACGAGCAGAUUUACGCGAGGAUAUUGCGGCACAUAUAUCGCACGAAGGUGGUGGCAUACGUCAUCAACGCAGCUGACGACCAAGGCGACCCGGUGGACACCCUGCAACAGCUGAGGGCCAUAGUCAAGGCGUCGAACAUGUACCAGCAAGACAAGACGGAGCUCGUCGUCAUGACCAAGUGCGACAUGUUCCACAAGGAGGCGCUCUACAACCUCGACAAGGUAUACUACAAGCUGCGGAACGAGACGCCGCACGUGAGGGUGGUGGGCACCUCGGCGACGCACAGGCUGGGGCUGCAGCGGCUGGUCAACACGCUCAGGGAGCUCGUUCACCCGAAGCAGGUGCUGUACACGCCGCGAGAAACGGUGGAGAGCCAGGAAAUCAAGUUCAUCAAACAACCGGACGAGCCGCCAGGUGAGAUCAUGGUGGGAUGA
Molecule: messenger RNA, 1188 nt
Organism: Babesia bigemina
Lineage: Eukaryota; Apicomplexa; Aconoidasida; Piroplasmida; Babesiidae
Product: GTP1/OBG family protein, putative
Exons: 3
Coding region: 1-1188 (395 amino acids)
Cellular component (GO): mitochondrion
Molecular function (GO): GTP binding; GTPase activity
Source: RefSeq, a predicted model, not a curated record